AGCAAGACCACACCUCCUCGGCUGUGUCAUGUAAGCAUGCAGUCAAGGUGACGCUAAAGCAGAGCAGCACGAGGACGCAGCAUGGACGCAACACGUCCAGCAGCAACAACAACGACAACAUGCCGGCAGCUGACAUUGUGACAGGAUGCACAUCGCAGAUUUUGUGUCCGGCUCGUUGGCAGGGGCCUGCGGCGUGGCGGUGGGAUACCCUCUGGACACUGUCAAGGUGCGGAUCCAAACCCAGAAACAGUUCAGUGGAAUAGUCCAGUGUGUGAUGGUCACCUUUUCCAAAGAAGGGGUGCACGGCUUCUUCAAAGGCAUGUCACUACCCGUCACCACCAUCUCCAUCACGUCGUCUGUGGUGUUCGGCACCUACAGGAACUGUCUGCAGUGUCUGAAGCAGGCCAGAGGAGCUGUGAGCGGUCCCAACACCAAAAGAGAAGUCUUCCUGUCUGGCCUGGCAGGUGGAAUUAUGCAAACGUUAGUCAUGUCCCCAGGUGACAUCGUCAAAGUGCGUCUCCAGUGUCAGACUGAGUCCAGGAGGCGACAAGGCAGCUCAGCCCAUCCCAAGUACCGCGGUCCCAUCCACUGCCUGCUGAGCAUUGUCAGAGAAGAGGGCUUCCGGGGUCUCUACAGAGGGGUCGUGCCUCUCAUGCUUAGGGACGGACCGUCCUUCGCCACCUACUUUUUGACCUACGCCAGCGUUUGUGAAUGGCUGACGGAGAGUGGCAGAGAGAAGCCAGCCUGGGGCGUGGUGAUGCUGGCUGGGGGCGUGGCAGGAAUGGCGGGGUGGACCCUUGGAACGCCAAUGGACAUCAUCAAGGCACGCCUACAGAUGGACGGCGCCCGGGAGAGGAAGCGCUACCGAGGUUUUUUUCACUGCAUCGCGGAGACGGCGCGCACUGAGGGCCCCAGCGUCUUCUUCCGGAGCUGGGGCAUCAACUGCCUGCGCGCCUUCCCAGUCAACAUGGUGGUGUUUGUCAUGUAUGAGCUGCUCACCCACAUCCUGCAAGACACGCAUGACAGUGUGCCCCCUUCGCGGGUCAGCCUGGAAUAACAGAACAUGGUACCUGGAAAAGAGAUCCCACCUUCUGAAUAUUAAAUAUUUUAUCAUAAAACGUUUGAAUAAUGUACAAACCAUGUAUUAAGCAACAUUUGGUUACAUACGUUUAAAAAGAAGUGUGAGUUUUAAAAUAAUAUCAUGUUAGGUUAGCUUAUUCAUGAAGUAAAACAACAUGAGCAAAUUGCCAACUCCCACGUCUGUAGCUGACUGACGGAUGUUUGGCAGAGAUCCGGGUGUCGUUUGAACGUGUAGAGAAAGUUUUUCCCUUUCAAAAGCGAGCGUUAUAGUGUCCUUUCUCUCUAGUGAGAGAGACGAUAUAAUUAUAUCAUUUUCAUUACUGUCAUUAAAAAGCUAUUUGCAUAACAAUAACUUCCUUUGUACAGUCAUAACAAAGUGUUAAAUGUUACAUUAAUAAUUAAUAUUCUGGUUUAAUUUAUUGUAUUUUUUUUUUCAACAUUUAGAUAUUCCGCUGUAGUAUAUUCAGUUUUUAUGACCGCAGAUGUUACAAGCUCAGGUAUUUAAAGGCACAUGUACUGUACAUCAACAAGUAGCCACUGGAGGGCGCUCCUCCACCAGCCAAUUGUUGCUGGAAGUAGUAUAACCAGGAAGCUGAAGGACGCACAUCAUCAAAAAUAUUAUCUCAAGUUUGUUUUCGUACCAUUAAAUAAAAAGUAUAACGCCUGUUUGAAGUGUGGGUUGUAUAACAGUUAAAUAUAUGCUGCUGCUGCUUCUAUCUUCAUGACUAAAAGGAAAGUGAAGCCUUUAAAGGGGAUCUGCACUUUUUCUUUUUUAAUUGUGCCUAUCAUUCACAAUCUCUCUGUAGGACAAGCACACAUUGUUUUUCUUUUUGUGCAUUCUAACUCAUAAAUAAAAAAUAGCAAAAGUCAGCUAACAAUUGCGCCAAUGGGAGUUGCUGUAUUCCUCCUACAGCGCAUCCGGAAGGUAUUGACAGCGUUUCACAUUUUCCACGUCCUAGACUUUCAGUUUUUUUACGAGGGAGUCUUGGAGGUCAUGUAAUGUGAUAUUGAAAAUGUUUAAGGUUUUGUAUAUAAAAAUAUAUUACCUUGGAGUAAAGAGGGAAAAUAAAAUAAACAUGAACAAGGGGUAAAUAAAAAAAGAAAAUCAGGGAGUAUUAUCGCCAUAGUUUCAACGACUUCUACUUUUCUGUCAUUGCAAUGAAUGACGCACGGGAGCGCCACUGACUCCUAUCGUGGGAUUUAUUUAUUUUACUGUAGUUUAAAGGUGCCAUAUGUAAUCAUUUCAUGUCAAGUCAUCAUUAAAUGACCUUUAUAUGUCAAAGGGCAUUAAUAAAUCAUGUUAUUUUCGAAUACCUUUAUAACUGAUAACAGUAGUUUAGCCAGGAUAUGCUCAUUUCAAAAUUAGAUUUACAGCCCCGAAAUGUUUUUAUUGUUUUCAUUUCGAUGCCCCGCCCUCCACCGUUUGAUCAAUUAAAAAGUCUGUGAGAGUGUCACAUCCAGAUUGCCAGUUACACACCACCCUCUUCGUUGAGCUCUAGCCACUGGUAAAGUUACUAAACAUGUCAGACCUUAGUAAAUAUAAAAUGCGUCAUUACCAUUAUCAACUUAUUCUUGACAAAGCCAAGAACAAAACGAGGAUUUGUAUUGGGGAUGCCUUUGAAUGAUGGAGACGAUUGAAGGCAGAGAAGAUUUUUUCAUCUGAUGCCAAACUUGCUAAUUUCCUCCUUGAUAGGUAAGUCAGGCAUUUAUGUUUUCUUAUUACUUGUAAUAAAUGGAAAUGGACAUUUUGUAUGUUAACUAUAUUGUCCAAUACAAUCUAUGACAGUGGUUCUUAACCUGGGUUUGAUCGAACCCUAGGGGUUCGGUGAGUUGGCCUCCGCGGAUGUCAAGACACACCCGACUCAUCGUGUAAAUAAAAACUUCUCCCUAUCGGCGUAUUAUGUAUACGGCAUGAGUAAAACCAGAAGUCACACUGGUUUGCAGGUGUGUAAUUUGUUGUGAGUUCAUGCUCUGUGUUGGUUUUGUUCUUUGAACAAGGUGAUGUUCAUGCACGGUUCAUUUUGUGGACCAGUAAAAAAACAAAAAAAUAAACAACGAUACCAAUAAUAAAAAAAACCGAUAGAGAUCAUUUCCGAUAUUACAUUUUAAAGCAUUUAUCAGCCGAUAAUAUCGGCAGGCCGAUAUUAUCGGACAUCUCUAAUAAUUACUUUGUAAACCAUCUUGCAAGAAGCAUAAACAAGAGAAACCCACAGGGUAGGACUCGUCGAUUGCCAUUUGAAGUUUCUUGGAGUAGGAUUCGGAUUUGGCUGUGUAUCUGGCAACCUCAGUCAUGGAGAGUGGAAGUGGACUACAGAAUUUUGAA
This is a messenger RNA of Entelurus aequoreus (snake pipefish), 3403 nucleotides long. It is a transcript of the gene slc25a47a, whose product is annotated as solute carrier family 25 member 47a. Gene Ontology annotation, molecular function: transmembrane transporter activity. Gene Ontology annotation, cellular component: mitochondrion. Lineage: Eukaryota; Metazoa; Chordata; Actinopteri; Syngnathiformes; Syngnathidae. The transcript has 7 exons. The coding region runs from base 146 to 1057 and encodes 303 amino acids. The record is from RefSeq and is a predicted model, not a curated record. Gene Ontology annotation, biological process: transmembrane transport.